CGGAAAUGACUGUCUGAUUCAUAUCGCGUGAUUUCUGAUUGCAUCUGUAUGAGUGUAGAAGAAGCGAACCGGAUGUCCAGCAGCACAACAUUUCGAAGGGGCGAACAUACGGAGGUUAGCGCGAGCCGCGUGCACUUACAUUGCUAGCAUGCUGUGGUUUUCUGUAACAUUCUGUCAAGUUGUUGCUGAAGAUAACAUAACGCAUUGAGAAUGGGUCCCGAGCGACAUUGUAGGAAAGUACGAUGCGUACUUUGUAAAGGGUCCGAGGAAAAUCUGACAACUGGACGGCUAUCGAUGAAAGGUUCCGUCACCGCUCAUCAGAACUGCUUGCUUUAUUCAUCUGGGAUUAUUUGCCAGAACUCGCCAGAGUUUGAUGACUUGUUUGGUUUCUCUGUACAAGAUGUCCAGAAGGAGAUGAGGAGGGGAAACAGACUGAGUUGCUACAGGUGUAAGAGGAAGGGUGCCACGGUGGGGUGUGAGGUGGAAAGCUGUCAGAAGUCCUACCAUUACCCCUGUGCUGUGCAAGACGGGGCCCACAACGUUGAAGACAAUAUUGAAGAGAAGUAUACGGUGUACUGUCAGAAGCAUAAUCCAGAGUUAACAGCAACCAAUGGCACAGCUUUGUCCUGCAACGGUGAUUCAGACACAGAGAAGAACAACAAUGGAGAAACGUUAUCCAAGCUGUUUUGUCUCAUCUGUGAAAAGAAAGAGGAGCACGUCAGUCUGGAACACAUCGACAGUGGCAUUGUCAAGUUGUAUUGUGAAAAGCAUAAACCACAGUUUUUGCAGAAAGAGCUGAAUAAAGGACAUUCAGGUGCAGUGUCAGGACCCUUAUCUUGCAAGAGUGACUCCAACACAUCUGGAAACCGACGGCAGAAACAAACACCCAAGAGAUGUUUGAGCUUCUCUAGCAAACAGGAAGUGACAUCAUCAAAGUCCAAACACAGGAGGAUACUGGAUUACUCCUCAGACUCAGAUGGAGAUGUGAAUAGCAUUGAUAUGGAGUUUUCCCCUCUGGAGUCCAAUCUAGAAGACAGUGUCAACUCUGAACAAAGAAAUCAUGCUGAAGCCCCCAUAGCUUCCACCACAGGAAAUCAGCCAGCACCUGAAAACGGAGAUGGAGAUGGGGACGAUACAUUCAUCGACUUAGAUGCUAAGUCCCAGAGUCUUUUGCUGCCAGUGAUGCUGUGUGUGGCAUCUGAAGAACCCUCUCAGGGCACAGGGAGCUACAGCUCCUCACCUCUCACCUUGUGCAGUUCUGAGCUGUGUUCUGCGUCUUGUCAAGGUUCUGUUCCACACUCACCUGGUUCACCUGUCAUCUCUGGUGGACACAGCAGCUCUCACAUACCUGGACCUGCUCAUGAUCCCAUCUCGCCUGUCCACUCACCUGAUCGCUCAUCCGUCCACUCUGGUCCACUCAAUUUCACCAGCACAGCUACUGUGUGUUAUGGCCCAGUGUCCUCUCCUCCCUCUCCCUCUCACCACUCUGUCUCCCAGUGUCCCCUGGUAGGGCCUGGAGGCCCGGGUUCACCUGGUGGUUCUGGUUCUGACUCUGGCUCUGCAGCCAGCAGGGUGUUCUGGAGGAGGUGUAACGAAGCAGGCUGUACAGAGUCCAUCUUCAACACCUUCAUCUCUGACAUGGUCGGCAUCUCCAAGAGAAUCCUGUCAGAUCAGGCCAGACAGGAGGAUUAUGAUCUCUCUCUGAGAGUGAUGGAGGCCUCUGGAAAAUUAUCACAGAUGCUCUCACAGCAGGAGAGCGAGUUUAAGAAGAAGCAACGGGAGCUACAGAGAUCUACAACAGCCAUAAGGGAAGCCAGGUCAGCCCUAAAAAGAUAAGCAGCACUGCCAGAUAAAUUACAGCCCUCAAAGUUAAAUUCACCUUUCCACAUUCAGUUCAUUGGCAAGGAUUUUAAAGGUGUACUAUGAAGCCAUAUAUUGAUCAUUUGAUUUCUCAAUGGUUUUUGGAGAAAAUGUGUUCCACUUUCUUACCUUAUCAUAAUACCAAAAACAUAACCUAAUCUUAUAUUACCACCGUGUUCAUAUUUAUAUAUAGUAGAAUCAAUUGUGAAGCUGGCUUUUUCACUUGCCAGAAAAUGAACUUUAUAGCUUCAGCAAUGUAAAGCUAUAUAUAUUUCUAUAUAGGUAAUGAAAGUAUUGAUCAUGUAUUAAGUGUAUUUGCAAGUAAAAUUGUUGCAUUGAGUACCUUGUUUUACAUACUGGCCCAUCUCGUUGUAGUCUUUUUAAAGAACAUUUUCUUACCCGA
Molecule: messenger RNA, 2263 nt
Organism: Coregonus clupeaformis (lake whitefish)
Lineage: Eukaryota; Metazoa; Chordata; Actinopteri; Salmoniformes; Salmonidae
Exons: 17
Coding region: 211-1836 (541 amino acids)
Cellular component (GO): nucleus
Molecular function (GO): histone binding; histone deacetylase binding
Source: RefSeq, a predicted model, not a curated record